CCAACUGACUCUGAGCGGUUUAGCGUGUCGGCUGUUUGAGUCUAUAACUUAUUUAAACACAUUGUUGUUAUGUUGUUCAACAUUUUAAAUUCAAAGUCUUUUGUAUUCAAGUGUUAAUUUUUGUCUUGAUUUGAUCAAUGAAUUGAGAACUUUUUAAUAAUUAUGUUGGAAUUUAAUUUGGGAUACAGGGAAAUAAUUCCUGAUCAAACACAACCAGAAAAAUGGAAAGAAAUCACCCUAAAUACUGGUGGAAGUCAAAGUACUCUGCAGGAUAUCAAAGUACCCGAACGGGCUGGUGGUUAUUCUUACAAUAAUAGUAAUAAAUACUAUACUAGAAAUCGUUUUAUUUACUGGAGAAUAUCACACGAUAUUUUAGAACUAAUUGAACACAGUCUUGAUGUUAAUCUUGUUAAUUCAAAAGUUCGUUAUAAAUUUACGAAUACACCAAUUUUAGAUGGAAUAUCAAUACAUGAAACAAUUAAUUCAGUUAUUAUUCUUGUUGCAACCGUAGCAAGUGUACAUAAAUUGACAUUUCCACAUCCAAAUAAAAUUCAUAAACAAGAACAUUUAUUUGGUUCGUAUCCGGAUGUUGCUGUUCAAUCAAUAUUAGGUGAAGCAUCACUUCAAACAACUCGUGAUCCUCACUCUUUUCAUGUUAUAACGACUGCUGGAACAACAAACUCACCAAUACCACAUGCAGCAGCAUCAUGGCUAACUUUGCCACACGAAGAAGCUGUAUUUGCACUUGCCUACAAUACUGCUAGUAUUUUAGUUUUAAGAUUGGAUACAAUAACAGGUUUGGUACAUUCAACUGAGCUCAAACAAGAUUCAAUUGUGCCAAGAUUUCUUAGUGGUAUUGCCAUUGCAUUGAGAGGCAAUACAGAAGAUCAAGUUGCCAUGUCACUUGAAAUUCACACAAUUGGCAUUAAUACAUAUUUAUUUGCAUUGUGUCGAGAGGGCACUUUGAGAAUGUGGUCAUGCAACAAAUCUCAGUGUGUUGCAGUUGCUGAUGUGACCAUUGAUAGUCAUCAAGGGUCACAUGGACAUAUGCUGAAAAAAGUACUCAAUUCAACUGACAAUGAAUUUUAUCUCGGUAUUUAUUUAAAAUUUUCAACUGGCUGUGAAUUUUCUAUUCUCAAACUAGUUCAAGAUGCUGGUUUAUUUAAAUUUGUCAGAAUAUGUACACGUUUGGCACCUGAUCAACAUCUUGUUGAUUUUUCAUUUACAAUAUCAAGACUCUGGGCUGUUUGUAGAACAACUGAUAUGGAUACUGUUGCUGUAACACAUACACAAUUAUCGCUAAAUAGUUUACAAGUAAGUUCUAAAUGGGAAACAGCCAUUUUAGAACUGACACCUGAUCGUGAUUAUAUUAUUAGUGAUCUAGGUACUGAUCCACGACAAUCAUACAUAAAUUAUAUUUUUCAACCAGGACAAUUUUCAUUGGUUGACAUAACAAGAGCACUCAGUAUCUAUAGAAAAUCCAAUUUAAAUACUGAUAUGAUAUUAUCAUCAGGACAAUUAAAAGAACGUGUUUGUAUGGCUGUUGAAGCUGAAAUACAAUCUGAAGUUAUGGAUUAUGAAAUGACAGAUGAAGAUUAUUUGGAAAUUGCAAACAGAUGUUGGUCAAAAUUUUAUUCGUGUGUUAUUCAAUAUCAUAUUAAUGGAAAUAAACCAGUUGGACUGUUACUAUUACCAAAUGCUUAUGGUGUUGCACUAUUGAAAAAAUCAUCAUUCUCAUUAUUACGCCCUAUGGAGGCUCUUGAACAUCUUAUGUUAUCUAAUGAACAAUGUUACUCAUAUCAUUUCAAAACAACUCCAAUAUUAUCACAAGAUGAAGAAACAUGUCAAGAUUUAAUUUUAUUGAUGUCAGCAAUUGUACUACUAGAAAAUCAAUUAUCUGAAGAAAUUAAAAGUGAAUUUAAAAAAGAACUUUAUUAUCUUAAAAGUCCUGAUAUUGUUAUUGAUGAUAUGUUAUCGAAACUUUCAUUUGAAACUGAUGAUCCAUUAUCAGACUUUAAUUUUCAAACAGAAAUUAAUCAUAAAUUAGAUAGUAUUAAAGAUGCCUCAAAAGCAAUGGCAAUGCUAUUAGAAGCAUUAACAUAUGAUCUUGGUCAAUCUGAUAAAAUGAUUAUGGACAAUGAUACUACUGAAUUAUCAAAAAUUAUACUUAACACUACUCAUUUAUUUUCUAGUCAACUUGGAAUUUCAACCAUUACUGAAAGUGUUGCACAAAUUGCACUUUUACGAUUUGCUAUUUGCAGAAAUUUAUUGAUUCUUCAACGAAUAGUUUUAUCAAGACUUGAAAAUUUUGAUUCAAAAAUGUUGCAUUCUAUUAAAUCAUCAUUAGCACCACGUACAGUUGUUUUAACUCAAGCUUAUUAUGUUGUAAUGUGGCUUCGUGAAACAACAGCUAAUCCAACAUCACAACCAUCACUUUUAGAAACAAGUAUUCAAAGACUUUCAAGUUUAAAACUUAUGGAAUCACGCACAAGUAAUUACAGAACACAACAAAGAUCACUAUCACUGCUUGAGCAUUUUGUACAAUGUAGUGGUGCUAAACAUGCUCAUAACUUGUUAAUAAAUUCCAUGGAUAUAGACAAUAGUGAUUUAAUACCUUGGCAUUGUGGAAUGUUAACUCAGAUGACACUUAUUGCACAACUUGUUUGGCCAGUUUCUAAUUUUGUCUUUCCCGAAUGGCUAUUAUCAAGUUGUCAAUUUCUUCUUGUUCAAGAAUAUGUACGGCUUCUUAGUACUUGGUGUGAAUGGAAUUCUGCAUCAAGAAAAUUUAUACUUGCUGUUGCACUUUUAGAAAUGGGUGAAACAAGAAAAGCAUGUGAUCAUUUUCUUCGUGCAUCAAGUGGUGUAUUAACUGAUAAUUUUCUUGCCACAAUAUUACUUGAAUCAUCAACUUCAACUGAAAAUCGUGCACUUGUUUUAUACUAUUUAAAAAUAAUUGAAUUAUUUGAACAACAUAAAGCAUCUGAUUGCAUUAUUGAAUUAGCUUGCACAGCUAUUACAGUAUCUGAUAAAGAUGAUCCAAACCUUCCAACUCUUCAUUCAAUUGUAUUUACACAACAUUUAAAUUUAGGCCAUUAUGUAGAAGCAUAUCAUUGUCUAAACUCAAAUCCUGAUAAUGAAAGAAAAUCUGAUUGUUUAAGACAAUUAGUUGUAACAUUAUUUGAAAAAAAAAAACUCAUUGAUUUGGUAUCAUUUCCUUAUGUUGAUAUGUAUAAUGAACUUGAAAAAAUUGUCAUUGGACGUGCAAGAAGUGUUGAUCUUAUAGAAAAUAAUUAUUAUAAUUUUUUGUAUAGUUUUCAUGUUAACAAAGGAAAUUUACGUAAGGCAGCAUCAGUUAUGUAUGAACAAGCAAUGAGAUUAAGUCAAGAAUCAAAUUCGAUUGAAUUAUUAACAAAAGAAGCACAGUGUUUAUUGGCUUGUAUUAAUUGUCUGAAUCUUGUUAGUGAAAAAUACAGAUGGAUUGUGAGACCAGUUGUUGAUGAGGCUUAUUCUAAUAAUGAUGAAAAACGUAAUAUUACUGGUAAAGAAGUACUUUAUUAUAAAGCUAAAAAAACAGUUGAAAUAUUUGAAUUAAAAGACAUUAAAAAAGAAUAUUAUCUUGUUAAUGCAAGACUCAAACUAUCAAAACACAAUUCUAAUCUUCACACUGUUGCACAAGCAGGUCCAGCUGAAAUUAUUGCUGUUCUCACAAGUGUUGGAUUGUACACCACAGCAUUACAUAUUUGUGAUGAAUUUAAUAUUAGUAAAUGCAGUGUUCUUGAAGGUUUAACAUCACAAUGUUUAAGACUCAGUAAACAAGAGGAUUCAAAUGCCUGGGAUUGGCUUAUACAAAAUAAUGUAUUUGAUUUAGUUAACUGUAGUAACAAUUGUGUUGUUGAUGUUUGUUGGAAUUUAAUGAAAACAUUGACAUUAUUACAUGAAAAAAAAAAUGAAAGUAAACUUUAUAAAUGUGUUGCUAGUAAAUUACUUCAACAAGGAGCUUUUUUACCACAAUGGCUUAUGAUUUCUUAUAAAAAAAAAAACCCAUCUGAAUUACUUAGAAUUAUUUUAAAUUCUGGAAGAUUAUUAGAAGCAUUAGAUUUAACAUUGGAUUAUAUUAAUGCUAUUCUUGGUGAAGGAAAAGAAUACUUUGGUUUAGACACACCAUUAAUUGCAACUGGACCACCAGUUUGGCUACCACUAAAUACAAUUGAACUUUUGUUGCUUGAAUUGAAAAAUGCAAGUGACGUUGAUCACACUUACAUGGAGCCAUACUUGAAAUUGAAGAAUACUUUGGAUGACUACGUACAUACAGUAAAGAGAGUGUCUGAAGACAUGGUACGAUUUAAAACGCAGAAAUCAGAAAUGUAUUGAAUCUAAAAAAUAUAAGAAUUAGCCAUUCUACUUUUCUACCAUGUAUUGAUAUCAAAUUUUGUUUUUUAUUACUCAAAACCAAUUCUUUUGUACUGACUAUUUUUCAGAUCAAUAAAAUAUUAAAUAUACCUGUAAAGCUAAUCAACAAUAUUUUUAUUUUUUUUGAUAUAAAUCAGAAUAAUUUCAUGUUUUCUAUUGAAUAUUGUUGGCUCUGAAAGGCAUUUGUCUAGAAGAGACAUAAAUAAGUAAAUGAAUAAAACGUUUAAUUUGGUCUUGAUAUAAUUAUAUAUAUCGUUUUAGUAAAUAUGCAAUUUUUAAUACCAACAAUUUCUUAAUUGCAAAGGUAAUUUAUUAUAAAGAGUUAAAAUAUAAAUAUUUACAGUAAAUUUUAUUGAUAAUUUAUUUUUUUCAAAUAUUUCAUUUUACUCAAAUACAAUCCAUACACUCAUGUUUUUAUUUUUUUAAAAGUUGAAAAAAUAUAAAAUCUCUUUUCACAUUGAAAAGAUUGAAAUAGACAAAUAACUAAGUUGAAAAAAAAAAAAAUCAGUCUGGUGUUUUUUAGUUUUUAAAUUCAUAUAUAUAUAUUACGAUUUUUGUAAAAGAUGAAAUUUAAAGCUCAUCAUGAUCAUCUGUCUGUUCUUUGUCAUCAUUCUCAUCAAUUAGUGUCGAGUCUUGAUUUUCCGUUGACUCAUCUUGAAUUUCAUCGUCGUCAUCAUCAUCAUCUUCU
This is a messenger RNA of Aphidius gifuensis, 5098 nucleotides long. RefSeq names its product nuclear pore complex protein Nup160 homolog. Lineage: Eukaryota; Metazoa; Arthropoda; Insecta; Hymenoptera; Braconidae. Gene Ontology annotation, molecular function: structural constituent of nuclear pore. The record is from RefSeq and is a predicted model, not a curated record. Gene Ontology annotation, cellular component: nuclear pore.